Molecule: messenger RNA, 4908 nt
Organism: Cynara cardunculus var. scolymus (artichoke)
Lineage: Eukaryota; Viridiplantae; Streptophyta; Magnoliopsida; Asterales; Asteraceae
Product: ABC transporter C family member 10
Exons: 13
Coding region: 271-4662 (1463 amino acids)
Biological process (GO): transmembrane transport
Cellular component (GO): vacuolar membrane; plant-type vacuole
Molecular function (GO): ATP binding; ATP hydrolysis activity; ABC-type transporter activity
Source: RefSeq, a predicted model, not a curated record
AGGAAAAUUGAACCAUUUCUUUUAUAAUAUAUUUAAUUACUGAUCCUUUUAAAACCCUAGAUCAUACGCGAUACGACAUUUAGCAUCAGUUUUUCUUGACCAGUAUCUGCUUCCGAACAUUUAAUUUGGGAGAUAAGUGUAGCUUUGUGAGAAAAAAAAGGGAAAAAAACAAAGAAGGAAAAGGAAACAGAAAGAAACUUGGGGUUGUUGUUGCUACCCCUUUGCCAAUAUCGAGUUUUGGGAGGGCAAAGAGGGUAGUGAAAAGCAGAGAUGGCUGAUCUAUGGAGUUCGUUUUGUGGGUGUUCAGAUGGCAGUGACAAGAAUUGUGAUUCAGAUUUGGUUUUUAUCACAAAUCCUUCUUCGUGCAUGAAUCAUAUUUUGAUCAUUUGUUUCGAUUUAUUGCUCCUCGGAAUGUUACUUCUCAACCUGUUUUACAAGUCACCAUUGAAACCCGGUAAUAGGAAAUCACGUUUGCAGUUAGUUUCUGCAGUCUUUAAUGGUUUACUGGGUACUUUGUACUCAUGUGUGGGCUUUUGGACAUUGAAGACCACAAUAAGCACAACCCACACUGUUCUUCCUUUGCAUGAAUGGCUACUAUUCUUGUUUCAUGGACUAACAUGGUUAGCAGUCUCACUAACUGUGAGUCUCUGGGGAAAGAAUUUCGCAAAAACCCCGGUUCAGCUUAUGUCAAUAGUUGCUUUUCUAUUUGCUGGGAUCUUUGGCAUCUUAUCUUUUAUAUAUUCCAUUCUCAACAAAAGGGUGUCAAUCAAGAUAGCUUUGGAUGCAUUGUCUUUCCUAGGAGCAACAUUGCUAUUAUCAUGCACUUAUAAGGGCUACAAAUAUGAAGAAACGGAUGAAAAAGGUCUUUAUACCCCCUUGAAUGGCGAGACUAAAGGCAUCAAAGAAGGUUAUGAUGACAAUCUUACCCCACUUGCCAAAGCUGGGUUUCUCAAUGUAAUGUCGUUUUGGUGGUUGAAUCCAUUGAUGAAACUGGGUAGUGAGAAAACCCUCCAAGAAAAAGAUAUGCCCAAGUUGUGCAUUGAAGAUAGAGCGGAAUCGUGUUAUUUGACUUUUUUGGACCAAUUAAAUAAGCAAAAACAUUUGCAUUCGUCGUCUCAGCCAUCGACUCUAAGGACAAUAGUGAUGUGCAAUUUGAAAGAGCUUCUAAUAUCUGGAUUCUUUGCAUUGAUGAAAAUAAUUACAGUUUCUGCCGGCCCUCUUUUUCUUAAGUCUUUCAUCAGGGUUGCCGAAGGUAAUGAUAGUUUUAGCGGCGAAGGUUAUGUGUUAGCUUUAGGACUUUUCUUUUCUAAGAUCUUGGAGUCCUUAUCACAAAGGCAAUGGGACUUUAGGUGUAGACUUAUUGGCAUAAGAGUUAGAUCCUUGCUUACAGCAGCCAUAUAUAAGAAACAAUUGAACUUAUCUAAUGCUGCCAAGAUUACACAUUCGGCUGGUGAGAUUAUGAACUAUGCCACUGUGGAUGCUUAUAGAAUAGGGGAGCUUCCUAAUUGGAUCCAUCAGAGUUGGACAACCAUUCUCCAGCUUAUCUUCGCUCUAGCUAUUCUUUUCCAAGCUGUAGGUUUGGCUACAUUUGCAUCUUUGGGGGUCAUAAUAUUUACGGUCAUUUGCAACGCCCCACUUGCUAAAUUACAGCAUCAGUUCCAAUCUAAGCUAAUGAUUGCACAAGAUGAGAGGCUUAAAGCAAUCUCAGAGGCUCUUGUGAAUAUGAAGGUGUUAAAACUUUAUGCAUGGGAAAUUCAUUUUAAGGGUGUGAUUGAAAAGUUGAGGACAGUGGAAGAUAAGUGGUUGUCAGCUGUUCAGCUUCGUAGAGCUUAUAAUAGCUUUCUUUUCUGGUCGUCUCCUCUUUUGGUCUCAACUGCUACUUUUGGGGCCUGCUACUUUAUUGGGAUUCCUUUGAAUGCUAGCAACGUUUUCACAUUUGUAGCAACUUUACGUCUGGUUCAAGACCCUAUUAGAACUAUCCCUGAUGUUAUCGGGUUUAUCAUUCAAGCAAAAGUGGCUUUUUCCAGAAUCUUGAAUUUUCUUGAGGCACCUGAGCUGGAGAGUGCUCAUGUGAGGCAGAAGGUGAACAAGGCCGGUCUGGAUUAUAACAUCUUGAUUGAGUCUGCGAGUCUUUCAUGGGAAGAGAACCUAGUGAAGCCUACUCUACGAAAGAUAAACUUACGGGCCAGAUUGGGCGAAAAGAUUGCUAUUUGUGGAGAGGUUGGCUCAGGCAAGUCAACCCUUUUAGCAGGAAUUCUUGGAGAGGUUCCAAUAAUCGAGGGAACUCUUCAAGUAUAUGGGAGCAUUGCGUAUGUUUCUCAGUCAGCUUGGAUUCAAACGGGUAGUAUUCGGGAUAAUAUUUUGUUUGGAUCUGCUAUGGAUGAACAGAGAUACCAAGAAACAAUAGAGAAGUGUUCUUUGGUGAAGGAUCUUGAGCUGCUAAUGUAUGGUGAUCUCACCGAGAUAGGAGAGAGAGGAGUUAAUCUCAGCGGUGGACAGAAGCAAAGGAUUCAACUCGCUCGUGCUUUAUAUCAGGAUGCUGAUAUCUAUCUCUUGGAUGAUCCUUUCAGUGCCGUGGAUGCACACACUGCUUCGAGCUUAUUUAAUGAAUUUGUUAUGGAAGCUCUUUCCAGGAAGACCGUUUUGCUUGUAACUCACCAAGUCGAUUUCCUUCCUGCAUUUGACUCUGUUCUAUUGAUGUCAGAUGGGGAAAUCCUAGCUGCGGCUCCUUAUCAUCAACUGAUGGGAUCGAGCCGAGAAUUCCAGGAUUUGGUGAAUGCACACAAAGAAACUGCAGGUUCUGAAAGGCUUGCAGAGGUUAGCUCUUCCACAAAGUGGAUAACAUCAAUCAAAGACGUUACGAAUGCUCGUACAAACAAAACAUCUGGAGCAUCCGGGGACGAUCAAUUGAUCAAGAAAGAAGAGAUGGAAGAAGGGGACACUGGUUUGAGACCUUACAUACAAUAUCUAAGUCAAAAUAAAGGCUACCUUUUCUUCUCCAUAGCUGCACUCUCGCACGUUAUCUUCGUGGCAUGUAAUGUAUGUCAGAACUCAUGGAUGGCUGCAAAUGUCGACAACCCUGAAAUCACCACUCUGAAAUUGAUAGUCGUUUACUUAGCUAUUGGGGUUACGGCAAUGGUGUUUCUGCUCAGUAGAUCACUCUUCACAGUUGCAUUGGGCUUGCAGUCUUCAAAAUCCAUUUUUUCCCAGCUACUUAUCUCUCUUUUUCGGGCACCAAUGUCGUUUUAUGAUUCUACCCCUUUGGGUAGGGUACUGAGCAGGGUCUCGGUUGAUUUGAGUAUUAUUGAUCUUGAUAUUCCGUUCAAUCUUAUAUUUGCUCUUGCUGCCACCACAAAUUUCUAUUCUAAUAUGGGGGUGCUAGUCUUUGUUACCUGGCAAAUCUUGUUUGUCUCGAUACCUCUAGUUUAUGUGGCACUUCGUUUGCAGAGAUACUACUUCUCCUCUGCGAAAAUGCUUAUGCGGAUCAAUGGGACAACAAAAUCUUUGGUGGCAAACCAUCUUGCAGAAUCUGUGGCAGGAGCCAUGACAAUAAGAGCAUUUAAACAAGAAGAUCGUUUCUUUUUGAAAAAUCUUGAUGUUGUUGACAUAAAUGCUAGUCCUUAUUUGCACAGUUUUGCUGCUAACAAUUGGUUGAUUCAACGGUUAGAAACAAUCAGCGCAACCGUUCUAUCAGCUUCAGGACUCUGCAUGGUGUUGCUUCCUCCUGGAACUUUUAGUUCUGGUUUCAUUGGAAUGGCGAUGUCUUAUGGGCUUUCCUUAAACAUGUCCCUUGUUAUGUCGAUCCAAAACCAGUGCACGUUGGUAAACUAUAUCAUUUCAGUCGAAAGGGUCAAUCAGUACAUGCAUUUACCAAGUGAAGCUCCAAUAGUGAUCGAAAAGAAUCGCCCCCCUACUAAUUGGCCGAAUGUUGGUAAAGUUGAUAUUCAAGAUUUGCAGAUUAGGUACCGACCCGAUACACCUCUUGUUCUUCGUGGGGUCACUUGUACAUUUCAAGGCGGACACAAGAUUGGUAUUGUUGGGAGGACUGGUAGCGGCAAAACUACUCUCAUUAGUGCUUUAUUUCGUCUGGUGGAACCCAUUGGGGGGAAAAUUGUUGUCGAUGGGAUAGAUAUUUCUACUGUUGGACUUCAUGAUUUAAGGUCACGAUUCGGGAUUAUACCUCAAGAUCCUACACUUUUCAAUGGAACAGUUAGAUAUAAUUUGGAUCCCUUAUGUCAACAUACAGAUCAAGAAAUAUGGGAGGUUCUUGGAAAGUGUCAGCUUAAAGAGGCGGUUCAGGAUAAAACAGGCGGCCUGGAUUCGAUAGUGGUCGAAGAUGGAACAAAUUGGAGCAUGGGGCAACGACAGUUGUUCUGCUUGGGGCGUGCGUUGUUAAGACGUAGCAAGAUUUUGGUGCUGGAUGAAGCAACUGCAUCCAUCGACAAUGCUACAGACACAAUGUUACAAGAAACUAUCAGAUCUGAGUUUGCUGAUUGCACCGUCAUCACAGUGGCUCACCGGAUACCAACCGUGAUGGAUUGUACCAUGGUCCUAACCAUGAGCGAUGGAAAAAUAGCGGAAUAUGAUGACCCGAUGAAGCUGAUGAGAAGUGAUGAUUCGUUGUUUGGACAGCUUGUGAAGGAAUACUGGUCCCAUUCUUAAUCUGCAGAACUCCUUGAAGCCUUUAUUUGACACUGAUGUCCACCAUUUGAUUAAGAAUGAUCUUAUUAUACGCGAAUAAAAACUUAGAGAGAUGUAUAUAUACAUAUAUAUAUAUAUAUAUAUACGCGUAUGAAUUCUUUCGACAACCCAUGAUCCUUUUGUAGGUUAACUUGGAUCGGGGGGGUCGUUAAACCGUGCUCAAAAUGUUCCUGUAACGAUAUUCACUUUAAUGGUUAGUAUUCACAA